Molecule: messenger RNA, 1950 nt
Organism: Physella acuta
Lineage: Eukaryota; Metazoa; Mollusca; Gastropoda; Physidae
Molecular function (GO): GTP binding
Source: RefSeq, a predicted model, not a curated record
UUCGAUUGCAUUCGUAGGUUGUGGAUACAAUAUAGCUAUUCUUGUUAAUGUUUAUAAGAUCUCUUAGGUAAAAGGUAAAGAUAACAUGGCAGAUACAGUUGUUGAUUUCAAACAGAGCAUGGAUCAGAGUCUUGACAGCAGAGUUAAAAAUGAGACGCAGAAAAAGACUAUCACUAUAGAGUUUUCAAAGAACAUCGACAUCCUGCUAAUUGGAAAAACUGGUAGAGGAAAAAGCGCAUUGGGAAAUAGUCUUCUAUCUAGUAAAGCAUUUGUUUCAUCUGCUGACGUUACUUCUGUGACAGACGUAAUUAAGGAGGCUUAUGGUGUGUUUGAAGGUCGUACAUUAAAAGUUGUAGAUACACCAGGUGUGUUCGAUACAAGGAUGAGUGAAGAAGAUGGGUUAAAAAUGGUAACGGAAAAGAUGGAAGAUGCCAUUAACAUCAACCCAGAUGGAUAUCAUGUGUUUAUUUACGUUAUAAAAUUUGGAGAAAGAUUUACAGAAGAAGAUGUCACUGCUUUGCAGGUACUUAAAAAAAUUUUUGGUAACGACUUCGUUAAUAAAUUUUGUGUUCUUGUAUUAACAUGUGGUGACAACUUUGAAAAGCAAGUUACUAAUGAAACUGGAGAGACAUUUAAACAAUGGUGCGAUAAACAACAGGGGGUGUUUAAGCUGUUGUUAGACGAUUGUGAAGGGAGAAUCGUGUUGUUUGAUAACUUUGCCGAGGAAAAAGAGAAAAUCCAUAAACAAAAAAACGAUCUGAUCAACGUGAUAGACAUGCUGCAGUCAAGUGGUAAAAAAUACACAAACAGAUAUUUCGAUAAAGCAAAGGAGGCCAGAGAUAAACUGCUGAUAGAAUGUAAAAUUCCAGCAUUAAAAGACAAAAUACUUAAAGAAACGGGCAUUAUUAUGUCAAGUUACAAUCAAAUGAACUUUGAGGACCCAGAAAUAAAAAUCAAAGAAUUAGAAGAAAUGCAGCAGAAAUCUAACACUCUAUUAACUGAAAUAUCUGAUGAAGAUAAAAGACAGCAGAUGCUAAAAGACGAAGAGCAAUUAGAAAUGCAAGAAGAAAAAGCCAAAAGAGAAUACGAGGAGCGUUUACUAAUGAUGGAAUUACAUAAAAAAGAAAUUGAAGAAUUACAAAAAAAAUGCACAGAGGAAAAGGAAAAGUUUGAAAAAAUGCUGGAAGAAAAAGCAAAAGAAAUCCAAGAACAAAAAUUAAAAGAGGUCGAGGCUCAUCUGGAGGAAUUGAAAUUAAAGAAGUUAGAAACUGAAGCAGCAGAAAUAAAGCAAAAACAGGAAAUUGAAGAAAUGAAAGAAACGAUUAGACAACAGAACGAAAUGCACAUGGCAGAAAUACGCCGUAUAGCAGAGAAUGAAAAAUUGGAAAAAGAAAUUCAACGAAAAAAAAUGAAAAAGAAUGAAAAAAAAGUGAAAGAAUAUGAAAAAAAACUAAGAGAAGAAAGAGAUGAAAAACGACUGGAGGAGAAGAAAAUGAUGAUGGAGAUGGAGGAGAAAAGACGAGAAGCCGACAGAAAAGAAAGAGAGGCUGCUGAUCAGAGAUACAGGGAUGGACUUGCACAAAUACAAAGGGAGUAUGACCUACGUCUACAGAUAGAGGAAACGAAACAACAAAAGGCUUUAAAAGAUCGUCAGGCCCUAGAAAAUAAGUUUAUGGAAAGGGAAGAGAGAGUAAAACGUGAAGCAGAUUUGAAAUAUAAAGAGAUUCAGGCCGAGACAGCAAGAAUGAGAAAAGAAGAGCAAGAAGAAAGGGCGAGAAGAGAAAAGGAAAAGGCGGAAGAAAGUAAAUGCAGUAUUCAAUAAUUUAUGAACUACACUAUUUGUAUAUUUAAAGAUUUAAAGCAUAUGUGUAUUUACUAUGCUACUUUUACAUCAUUUACUGUAAAGGAAUAUUAAUACAUUUUGAAAAAUCAUUAUUUAUCAUCAAAAUC